AGUAAAUGAAAAACCUAUUUCGAUCAACACAGCUAUAGCUCGCUUGAAACGGUUUUUUCAUUCCGGUAAGCAUUCUCGGAUAUAAGCCCCUCCGUUUAUAAUCAUCCCUUCUAAAAGCCCUUACGAAGUUGAAUAAUCCCAGGGCUUAUAAGUGGUGGUUAACGGUAUCAGUUUGGAGUUCAAGAAUUUGGUGAGCACGUUCAUCGUACGGUGCAUCUUGAGAGGUUUAGCCUAAACGCACGGCACAUACUCCUCCUUAAAAAAAAUGAAACUCGAAUUGUUUUUGCUUGUGAAGUUCUGAAGUUCUCCGGUCUGGGGAUAUUUUCAACAUUCCCUGAUUGAGUUUUGGUCCUCUCUUGAGGGAGGUCCAAACCCAAGCCAAACUCACGUACGACGUACGGAAAAAAAAUCAGGUUAAUCAGUGUUACUUUCGCGGUAAUUAUUGUCGAUUUCGGAUGAAAUUUCUGUCGAUUAUUUAAUCCGGGGACUGGAGGGUUUCCUUUUUCCUGUGGUCUGUUGUGUUGUAAACUGUUUUGAAAGUGUAAUCAUGAUUAUUUUUUAUGUCGCAUAAGCUCUACACCCUUGUACGGACGAGCAGAGAUCAAUGUGCCAAUCACCACCAAGACAGCAGAGCACGGACUACACCUGUGCAUGUGGCCAGACAUUGCCGAGCCUCCCUUCUUGCGAUAACAACAAUAACACAUGUGCUAUCACUAACGGUACCUGCAGUUUAUUUUGCAACGACACAAAGAGUAAUUGUCAGUGUCACCAAUGUACCUGCGUCGGCGGUUACUCGUUCAACCGCAGCAGUCAAUCUUGCGACGACAUCGAUGAAUGUAAGCUAGGUUCGCAUGACUGUCAACACACGUGUAUCAACAAGGAUGGUGAUUUCCAGUGUUCUUGUUUGAGCGGGCAUAAACUGAAAAACGACAAGAAGUCAUGCACCGACCUCGACGAAUGCACCAUCAACAAUGGCGGAUGCGACCACGUCUGUGUGAACAGUGUGGGUAGCUAUUACUGCAAGUGUAACCGAGGUUGGUCAGCGCACGGACCCACUUGCGUCGACAACGAUGAGUGUCAGUCUCAGAACCCUUGUCAACAUGUGUGUGUGAACACGCCGGGUAGCUACCGUUGUGGUUGCUUUUCGGGUUACACUCUCUCAGCCGACGGGACACACUGUCAAGAUGUCAACGAAUGCUCGUCAAAUAUCGGAGGUUGCGAGUUCUCUUGUUUAAACGUUCCAGGAAGUUUCAAAUGCUCGUGUGAACCCGGUUUUCAGCUGACAAAUGAUGGCAGGACGUGCGAGGACAUAGAUGAGUGCCAAACUGGCCAAUCGGGCUGCCAACAUCUUUGCGUGAACAUGCCUGGAAUGUUCAACUGUUCUUGUUUAGAUGGCUUUCAGCUUCAACAAGACGAAACUUCUUGUGCGGACAUAGACGAGUGUCAACUCGAUCAACAUGACUGCCAACAAGUGUGCAACAAUUAUGAAGGUAGUUACAACUGCUCGUGUUUCCUUGGUUACGAACUUUCAGCUGAUGGCAGAAACUGUACUGAUGUAGACGAAUGUUUGCACGAUAAUGGUGAGUGUUCCCAAGUAUGUGUCAACACGCCAGGCAGUCAUAAUUGUGCUUGUAGAAAUGGGUACCGGAUCGCGUUUGAUGAACAGAAUUGCAACGAUAGCUUCAGCUGUAACGUUGGCGAGUCAUGUCACGAAAAUUGCUCGGAAACAAAUUGCGAAGACGUGAACGAGUGCGAAAAUAGCGAGCUUUGUGAUCACAUGUGCUACAAUACAGAUGGCAGCUACUAUUGCUCGUGUUAUGAAGGGUACCAGCUAGCAGCUGAUGGCAGAUCUUGUGAAGACGUCGACGAGUGUCAGCGGAGUGUAAGCAUGCUUUGCAUCAGUUGCAAAAACACGCCCGGUGACUUUCACUGCACAUGCGCCAACGGAUAUUCUUUCAACAAAGCUGAUUUUAUUUGCGAGGAGAAAAAGCCACUGAAAGUGACCCUCACAGAAGGAAAGCAAAGAAUAGCGCAAGCUGCGGAUGUCGCCACUGUGAUUAAAGCAACCAAACACAUUGCAGAUGAAGUGAAUGGUUUGAAGAAAAUGAGCAGCGAGGAACUGACCCAGACAGUAGAUGUGCUUCAAAAUGUGAAGGAAAAGAUUCAGAAUUUCAACACCAGUAAAAAAGAAGCCGGAGAGCUAAUAACGGGUGUCAGUGAGGUCGUAAGUUCCAUGAUGAACAAAGACAACAGGUUGCCAUGGAAACAACUCGAGGAGACCGAGGGAACAUCUCCAGUUGCCGUUAUCCCUGUAGUAUUGGAAGAUGUGGUUCCUGCAAUAUUACAGUCACUGGACGAGGAAGCAAACGACGAGCUAAGCAUGUUCAUAUCGACGGACAAUUUAGAUAUGCAACUAAACGCUCAGAGCAGACAGAACUUUCAAGGUGUGACAACCCCAACUGUGACAUCCAACCACGUAAAACUACCGAGUUCAACUGUGAGAGACAGAAAUGACAACGAUACCGUGGGAAUGUCUAUUGCCUUUCUUAAAGGAAUGACGAACGUUUUACCUAACAAUAAAAGUGAAGGAAGCAACUUAAAUUCGAUUAUUGUCACCGUCAUGGUGACGAAUGUGGAGCCGAAGCAUCUCGCCAACCUAAAGGAACCAGUCAUUUUACGAUUCGAACAUUUAAAGAAAGAUUCUUAUGAACCUCAAUGCAGCUUUUUGAAUGAAACAGCCCUAUCGUACUUCCCAAGAGAUCCUUCAAAGCACUGGUCUAAUGUAGGAUGUCAUAAGAACCAAUCUACAGAGCGAUACACCAUCUGUCAUUGUUAUCAUCUCACAAGCUAUGGCCUCAUCAUGGAUGUUCACGGCAUUUAUGACGAGCUGGGUGAUACUCACAAGGAAACACUCAAGUACAUUUCCCUGGUUGGCUGCUGUGUUUCCAUUUUCUUUUGCAUCCUUUCAGUGCUGGGAUUCUCAUUUGCAAUGAGAAAACCACGCGAAAAGAAAGCUCGUCGAGAGACAUACUGUCUUCAUAUCAAUCUGGUUCUGGCGAUCUGCUUAUCACAAAUUUGCUUUGUCAUCGGAACCUUUAUCAUUUCUGUUAAUGUGCUUGCUUGCCGGAUAGUUUCCAUAGCAACCCAUUACUUCCUAAGUGCUUCAUUCUGUUGGAUGUUGGCCGAGGGAAUCCACAUUUAUAACAAGAUUGUACGAGUGUUUAGCAACAAAAAGUACAGCAGGGUGUUCUACGUACUGGGAUGGGGGGGUCCUGUCCUUCUUGUGUCAGCUUCUACUGGAAUUUCCUUCCACGAAUAUGGACCUCAUGACAUCUGUUGGUUGUCUGGCAAACUAAUUUGGGUCUUUGCUGCACCAGUGUUAGCAGUUAUAGCGAUCAAUUGUUUCAUUCUUGUCAGUGUUAUCUAUGUUUUAUUAAAGAAGACCAUGGUGAAAGCAGGAGGUGAAAACUCUAGCAGGAAAUCAAACACGAGGCGCAGUAUGAAGGUGACGGUUGUGUUACUUCCGUUGCUUGGCCUCACUUGGGUGUUCGGGUUUAUGGCGGUCGACAAGAAUACCAUCUUUUUCCACUAUAUCUUCGCCAUCGCCAACUCGUUGCAGGGAGUUUUUAUCUUCUUCGCACACUGUUGGAUAAACGACUCGGUACGCGAAUCUCUCAUCGAAAAAUUCCCGAGCUUGAAAAGGAAGAGGAAAUACGUGGUUGAAACAAAACAGAGUGAACACCGUGACAGCAGCGUGUCCCUUGAAACAGCAACAGCAACAGCAACUACGAAUUCAGUCCGUCUGGUAACUGUCAACAAGUCUCUAACUGGUUCCCGAAAGAACAACGAGCCACCUCCGUUAAAGCUCGUUAACUUAGAGCAAGAACUGGCGACAAGUCGAGAGGAUUCGUUCGAUGACAACUCUGUGAGGCUUACAAACCUAGCCAAGUUACCGUCAAAGUAUGCCGACGUGUUUGACGUACCGGCCUCAAAGCUUUUCAGCGUAAAUAAACCACCAAUGAGAGGUCAGGAAAUGUUAGCGCCAACUUCGGUGAACCUCAGCCGUCCCGAAGAGUAUCCGAUUACGCCGAGAGAGGCCUACGACAAUCCGACGUUUGCUUUUUGGAGAGGUCAAAAAUGAGUUGACGUGAAAUAUGCGUGAUCAUGAAUUGGAUAAUCUCGUAUGAAAAGACUGACUUUAGUUUGAAAAUUCAUUUGUUGUCACAUUGUGAGUCCCUUAUAUUUAAAACAUUUGCAGCAGUUUAGGUAUAUUGAUAUUUUUAUGUCUCAAAGUGCUAAUACAUUAUAUGUUUAAUUUUAUUGUUGGAACUGCCACAGCGGUGGAUAUAUUUAACCUUAUUUACGAAGAGAGUACUGACGGAUAUUACUUGUAAAUGUGAGUCAAAGAAAAUGAAAUGAGUUUCGUGAAUGAGGAAUGUUGCUGUCUGAAAUAACUUCAAAGUUGCAUCAACCAUGAACCCGAUGAAUUAUGCAUGAACGUUGUCAGCCAUAUGUCCACGUGAACUAAAUUUAAGGCCAAUUGAAAUUGCAGUCCAGUCUUCUAAUGCAGAGAAAUAGGGUCCUGACAAUAUUCUUAGUCGUGGAACUCUAGAGCGUUUCCCGCGAAAAAUACACUAGCUAAUUCAGGCGCCGCCCACCCACAGUACUCUGGAGGAAUUUGAGGUUUCGCUCUGAAAACGCAUCAAAUGUUUCCCGU
Messenger RNA from Orbicella faveolata, 4717 nucleotides. RefSeq lists its product as uncharacterized. NCBI's taxonomy places the organism in Eukaryota, Metazoa, Cnidaria, Anthozoa, Scleractinia, Merulinidae. Gene Ontology annotation, biological process: G protein-coupled receptor signaling pathway; cell surface receptor signaling pathway. Gene Ontology annotation, molecular function: calcium ion binding; G protein-coupled receptor activity. Gene Ontology annotation, cellular component: membrane. The record is from RefSeq and is a predicted model, not a curated record.